AUGGACGCUAUACUCGAGCUCCUCGACCCGUAUGUCUUCGAUUACGGAUACGCAUACCUUUUCCCCCAACAGCAGCUCCAAUCAUCACCAAAGGCAUACGGAAACUCAACAAACUACGCCUCGUCUUCCACGAACUUUGACGAUGAGUACUCGCUCAACUUUGGCUCGUCACUACCGCGCGACGACAUCUACCGCCAGAGCGCUUCUAUUCUCUUGAUCGCUGGCUUCGGCGCCGCCUUCAUCUACGUUAUUUCCGCCGCCCUUUCAUACUACUUCGUUUUUGAUCGCCGUCUCGAACAUCACCCUCGAUUCCUCAAGAACCAGAUCAAGCUCGAGAUCCAGUCUAGUUUCUUCGCCAUUCCCAUUAUCGACCUUCUUACACUCCCCUUCUUCCUUGGAGAAGUCCGCGGUCACAGUCUGCUGUACACGCGAAUUGACGAGUAUGGCUGGUGGUGGCUGGCCGUGUCUACCGCCUUCUACAUGGUCUUUAACGAUAUUGGCAUUUACUGGAUUCAUCGCCUUGAGCACCAUCCCAGUGUCUACAAGUAUGUUCACAAGCCUCACCACAAGUGGAUCAUUCCUACCCCCUGGGCUGCCAUUGCUUUCCACCCUGUUGACGGAUACCUCCAAUCCCUCCCUUACCAUGUCUUUGUCUACAUCUGCCCCAUGCAGAAGCACCUCUACAUGUUCCUCUUCGUCUGCGUUCAGGUCUGGACCAUCCUUAUCCACGACGGCGACAUGAUUACCGGCCAUUGGCUCGAAAAGUUCAUCAACAGCCCUGCCCACCACACUCUCCACCACAUGUUCUUCACCUGCAACUACGGCCAAUACUUCACAUGGGCCGACAACUACUGGGACUCUCACCGUGCUCCCAUGCCCGAGCUGGACCCUAUUCACGAGGCCCUCCGAGUCAUGCGCGAGAAGGGCUUGGUGGACAAGGAUGGAAACCCCCUCAAGAAGUCCAAGGAUGAGUAA
Molecule: messenger RNA, 975 nt
Organism: Fusarium musae
Lineage: Eukaryota; Fungi; Ascomycota; Sordariomycetes; Hypocreales; Nectriaceae
Exons: 3
Coding region: 1-975 (324 amino acids)
Biological process (GO): lipid biosynthetic process
Molecular function (GO): iron ion binding; oxidoreductase activity
Source: RefSeq, a predicted model, not a curated record